This is a messenger RNA of Hippocampus zosterae (dwarf seahorse), 2791 nucleotides long. Its product is annotated as tetratricopeptide repeat protein 39B-like. The transcript is spliced from 20 exons. Gene Ontology annotation, molecular function: protein binding. The record is from RefSeq and is a predicted model, not a curated record. The coding region runs from base 162 to 2099 and encodes 645 amino acids. Lineage: Eukaryota; Metazoa; Chordata; Actinopteri; Syngnathiformes; Syngnathidae.
UGCAUCCGCUGCGAUAAAAAGUACCUGCAGACUUCUUUGAGCUCCCGCAUCACGUCCACGCUGACUCCCAUCUCCUGAGCAAAGUUAGCGUGAAACGCGUCUUCGUCCUCGACACUGAGAUACGAGAGUGGGCUGGCUCUAGUAACCUUAGUAAAGUAUAAAUGUCAUGGGACUCCCUAAUGAACACGUAUUUUCCAAGUGGAGGUGAAGAUCUACAAACGGAGCUGCAAAGAAGCUUGUCUUCAUCGAGAGGCGUACAGGAAAAGUGUUUAUUCUUUCAAAUGGAGUUCGAAGACUACUCCCAGCAGAAGGUGGACAAACCGUGUUCUGGAAAUGUAUUCAGCAAAAUUCCUUCGACGGAAACGGGCGACGUCCAUUUGCAGUAUGCUAUCCAGCCACAAGAGGGGGCCAAAGAACCCGCAAUGGAUUUAGAGACCGCACUGCAGGAAUGCUCCAACGCCCUUUAUCUCUUUCUAAACAACAGGUUUGCAGAUGCCUUGGCACUUUUAGAACCCUGGAGGAGCCAGAGCAUGUACCACGCGAUGGGCUACAGCAGCAUGCUGGUGAUGCAGGCGGGCAUGACUUUUGACCCGAAGGACAUGAACGCUGCUAUGGAGUCGCUGAGUGAUGCCCUGCUGACGUGCCAGAGGUUUCGAAAGAAAACAGGAAUUAUGGAGACUCUGGUCAAUCUUUGGCAAAGACAAUCACCUGAAAGCCUAACGGAAGAGGAGAUGCACGCCGAGCUCUGCUACGCCGAAGUGCUGCUGCAGAAGGCGGCGCUCACCUUCCUUGACGAGAGCAUCAUCGGUUUCAUCAAAGGAGGCAUGAGGAUCCGAAACAGCUAUCAGAUUUUCAAGGAGUGUCAGGCCAUGGUUCACGGCAAUGCAGAAAUGGAGACGAGCGGCACGCAUAUUCACUUUAAGGGCGGUGUCAGUAUGGGCAUCGGGUCUUUUAAUCUGAUGCUAUCUCUGCUACCAGCUAGAAUCCUCAAAAUGAUGGAGUUUUUGGGUUUUUCCGGGGACAGGGAGUUGGGUUUGUCUGAGUUGCGAGCGGGCGCCUCCAGCGACAGUCUGCGCUCUAUUCUCAGCACUUUGACACUGCUCAUGUUUCAUCUCUACAUCUCAGUCAUUCUGGGUUCUGGCGACGUGGACUUAACUGAGGCAGAGGCUCUGCUGGAGCCUUAUGCUAAAAGGUUCCCAAAUGGAGCCCUCAUGCUUUUCUACGUCGCAAGAAUUGCCCUGCUCAAAGGAAACAUCACAUUUGCUCAGGAAAAGUUCCAGGCUUGCAUCGCCGCUCAGCAGGAGUGGCGGCAGAUUCACCACCUGUGCUAUUGGGAGCUCAUGUGGGCCCACUCCUUUGAACAGAAUUGGCGGGAAGCAUACCAUUAUGCCGAUCUGCUCUGCAAGGAGAGCAAAUGGUCACAGGCUGUCUACGUGUUCCAGAAGGCAUCCAUACUGAGCAUGCUCCCCGAUGAAGAAGUCAAGAAAAUGGGUGAAAAUGUGGUGGACUUGUUCAGAGAGGUUGACGGUCUGAGGCUGAAGCUUGCCGGAAAGUCCAUCCCAACUGAGAAGUUUGUCGCCAAGAAGGCUCAACGCUAUGUCUCGCCCAAGCCCGUCAAACUGGUCGUCCCGGCUCUGGAAAUGAUGUACGUGUGGAACGGCUUCACCAUUGUUGGCAAAAGAGCCGACUUGACGGAAAACAUUUUGGCUACGUUGGACAGAGCGGAGGAGGAGCUCAAGUAUAAUUCAAACCCGUCAGACUACCACCUGGAUGACCAGUGUGUGGUUCAGUUGCUCAAGGGCUUGUGUCUGAGGCAGUUGGGGCAGCUCGACCAGGCUGAGGUCUGUUUCAAUCGCGUCUUAUCCAGCGAAAGUGACCUGAAGCACAGCAACUACCUGGUGCCAUUUACCAUGUACGAGAUGGGCCUGCUGUACAAGCAGAGGGGCGACAUCGAAAAGGCCAUCUGUGUGCUUGAAAGUGCCAAGAUGGACUACAAAGAAUACAGCAUGGAGUCGCGGCUACACUUCCGCAUCCACGCCGUGCUCAACAGCAUGGGCUCCUUUGCGGCCAAGAUGAGUCCUUCCCAGAUGCCGGCGUGAGCGCUUCCACGAGCGUUCCAACCGGAUUUCCAGGACAUUUUACGACGCAGCUUUGUACUGUAAAUGCGUCACCCUGUGGCUUCUGUAAUUUUGUAUUUAUUCUGUAGAAGCAUAUAUAUACAGCAUUGUUACAUAUAUGCUUUUCCCCCACUUUUUUAUGUGGCGCAUGUUUGUGCGUAGGUGCUAAAAUAUUGUGUCGCAACCUGUUGAGAGUGGGCAGGGCCGUUUCUUCACUCAACUGCAGAUGGGGCAGGUCGAUAUAUAUGAUCAUCACGGUCUGGAUGUUUAUUCAUGCGCAUUUUGGGAAUAUCUUUUAAAAAGCGCGGUCUCCAGAUAAUGUUGAAGUUACAUGAGCUGAGAGGCAGUUUAAAGGCUUCUCGAGGUGCUACUUUUUGGGUGAGCGAAGGUGUUCAAAUGGGCUCAGCAGUUAUACUGUGUGGAGCAAGAUAAAUGGUAUCUCUGAAAUUUAAUUUUUCACCAGUUGCAUCCUGUUUACUGUCCUGGUGAGAAAAGUGAGGCAUCUAUUUGGGGAAAGGUGUUUAUUAAAUUUGGGGUUGGGGAAAGCACUAUUUGUGGGGAAAGAAAGUUGUACUCUCGUCCUUAUGGGUGUGAUGUCUUGUAAAUGGCUGAUUGUCCUUUUUUUCCUCAAGAUGAAAUUAUCGUAGUAAAUGUGCUGAAUAAACCUUAACAAA